UGAAGGAGGCCCUCAGACUGGCACCAUGACGGAGUGCUUUGACUGCGACAACUGCAAGGAGUCCUUGUACGGGCGCAAGUACAUCCAGAUGGACAACGGCCCGUACUGCAUCCCCUGCUACGAUGCCCACUUUGCCAACACCUGCGAUGAGUGCAAAGAGCUGAUCGGCCACGACUGCAGAGAGCUGUACUAUGAGGAUCGCCAUUACCACGAGCACUGCUUUCGUUGCUUCCGCUGUGACCGCUCUCUGGCCGACGAGCCGUUCACCUGCCAAGGAGAGGAGCUGCUGUGCAAUGACUGCUACUGCAACGAGUUCUCCUCCAAAUGCGUUGCCUGCGAGAAGACAGUCAUGCCAGGAUCCCGUAAGCUGGAGUAUAACGGACAAACCUGGCAUGAGCAUUGCUUCAUAUGCAGCAGCUGCCAGCAGCCCAUCGGGUCACGAUCCUUCAUCCCAGACAAGAAGGAUUAUUACUGUGUCCCCUGUUAUGAGAACAAGUUUGCUCCUCGCUGCACUCGUUGCAAAAAGACCCUGACCAAGGGAGGAGUGACUUACCGGGAUGAGCCAUGGCACAAGGAGUGUUUCGUCUGCACGGGCUGCAAGACCCCCCUGGCCGGCCAGCAGUUCACCUCCCAGGAUGACAACCCGUACUGCAUCAAGUGCUUUGGGAACCUCUAUGCCAAGAAGUGCAGCGCCUGCACAAAGCCCAUCACAGGCUUUGGCGGUGGUAAAUACGUCUCCUUUGAGGACCGUCACUGGCACCAUAACUGCUUCAACUGUGCCCGCUGCAACACCUCGCUGGUUGGGAAAGGCUUCAUCCCUGACAACGAUGAGAUCCUGUGCCGCGACUGCAGCAGCGACCUAUGAGCCUGUGAGGACACCGUGGGGCAGGGGCUUCUCUGUUCUUCAGGGUCUUUGUGCCAGAUGCCCCAACGGCAUUUCAGGGGCAGGGCACAAGGCACAGGAGAUGAGGGCCGACCCCGAACCGCGGUGUGUUCAGGAGGUUCCUGUGCUCCUCCUUGAAGGCUAGAGUACGCUACGCUACGGCUCUGUGCAGAGUCAAAGCUAAAUAAAGUUGAAAAAGGAGCUUCAAGACCCCCCAUUACUUACUCUUUCUUUUGCUUCCUGUCUGAGCAGGCACGAGCUGAGCCCAGGGCCCCAGCUGAGCACAGAGCAGCACCUUCAGCGUUGGGCUGCUGGAUCUGCACGCUGGCAGCAUGUGUUCGUUCCCCCUGGCACAGUGCUGACUUUCCUCUUUUCCCAUGUGCUUCCCUUGCUCUGUGUGAUCCAAGACAGCAGCUCC
Messenger RNA from Tauraco erythrolophus (red-crested turaco), 1301 nucleotides. It is a transcript of the gene FHL3, whose product is annotated as four and a half LIM domains 3. Gene Ontology annotation, cellular component: stress fiber; Z disc; nucleus. Lineage: Eukaryota; Metazoa; Chordata; Aves; Musophagiformes; Musophagidae. Gene Ontology annotation, molecular function: transcription coregulator activity; actin binding. The record is from RefSeq and is a predicted model, not a curated record. Gene Ontology annotation, biological process: actin cytoskeleton organization.